Molecule: messenger RNA, 522 nt
Organism: Schizosaccharomyces octosporus yFS286
Lineage: Eukaryota; Fungi; Ascomycota; Schizosaccharomycetes; Schizosaccharomycetales; Schizosaccharomycetaceae
Exons: 1
Coding region: 1-522 (173 amino acids)
Source: RefSeq, a predicted model, not a curated record
AUGCCUGAAACUAAAUUAGCAGCUCACAGUGACUUUCAACUUGUAAGGGAUGACCCAAAUUAUGUCCUUUACCAGCCUUACAAAUCUGAAGAAAAUAAGUCCCUGGUCGCUAAUUAUGUCCAUCAAAAGGCCCUUGCAUUCUGUCCUUACUACUUUGUUGAAAAGUCUGGCAAGGGCUCGGUUGUCUUCUUUUAUCCUAACGAACAAUUGUGCGGGUACAAAAACAUCUUGCACGGUGGCUUCAUUGCUUCUAUGCUCGACGAAGCCUUGGCUUACGGUAUUUUUGGCAACUUUGCGUCUCGCCUAGGCGUCACCGUUAAUUUGGAUAUAACUUAUGUGGCCCCUUCUAUCUGUGGACACCUGUACAAGAUCGUUUGUAACACUACGAAAAUAGAAGGAAGGAAGGGUUGGAUUUACGGUGAACUUUAUCGCCUUUCUGACAACGAAGAGCCUACACUCUGCGUAAAGGCCACUGGUUUUUUCGUAGAGCCUUCCAAACUCAAUUUAGAAAAACAUGUGUAA